This is a messenger RNA of Neurospora crassa OR74A, 2295 nucleotides long. Its product is annotated as transcription initiation factor IIB. The transcript has a single exon. Gene Ontology annotation, cellular component: nucleus; transcription preinitiation complex. Gene Ontology annotation, molecular function: RNA polymerase II general transcription initiation factor activity; TBP-class protein binding. The coding region runs from base 671 to 1717 and encodes 348 amino acids. Gene Ontology annotation, biological process: transcription initiation at RNA polymerase II promoter; transcription preinitiation complex assembly. The record is from RefSeq and is a predicted model, not a curated record. Lineage: Eukaryota; Fungi; Ascomycota; Sordariomycetes; Sordariales; Sordariaceae.
CUGCGACUCAGGUCAACAACAGGCAGCCGGACUGGGCCUUUUCCCACCUCCAUUCUCUUUCUCUUUCUUUUUUUUCUCCUCAGGACUCCGCGCCUCGCCCCUUCGUCCACGCACAUCUUGUCAACCCGUCACUGCUUGUCGCUCGCUCGCUCGCUCGCCGUGCUCAACCACAAAUCAUCCAUCGAAAGGACGCUGCCGACAAAAUUCUUUUGUCGUUGUUGAAGUCGGAACCAAGGAAUUCAAUUUCGACCGCUUUCCCGUAGGUUCUGUCGCGCUCGAUCUGAAGUCCAUCGAAGCAUCUGUAAUCCCCGACGACAACACUAUCAGCGUACCGACCGUGACCCGACUGUUCUGUUCUGCGGCGACCUCACUCGAGUGCCUCCUCGGACGCCUUCACUGGUACACCAGAGCAGUCACGUCCAAAUUCAGCGAGACAAGCCCAUUUGCAACAAAGGGCUUUGAUCUCUCUCGUCCAAAGCGACGCACCAAAUCCAUCAAAAUUUGGGCGUCGCGCCACCUUCCCCGCCUUCGACAUUUGUUCGACCAUUUUUUAUUUUCCGGCUUCUGGAUCCGCUGCAGAAACUUGAACCCGCAGUUCACCUGGGUCACGACGAUUUUCCCAUUUCCUCCAGAUAGUACAAAUACACAGUACCGUUGAACAACGCCCAAAAUGACCGAUUUCAUUAUUCCCAAGCCUCCGCAACAGGAGAAGUUCAAGGAGAAUCUCCAGAAUCUCCUCAUGUGCCCAGAGUGCAAGGAAGAUCCGCCUCACCUUGUCGAAGAGUUCUCGUCAGGAGACAUGGUUUGCGGCUCCUGCGGUCUUGUGCUGGGCGAGCGCAUCAUCGAUACCCGCUCUGAGUGGCGUACUUUCUCCAACGACGACCAGGGCAACGAUGACCCCUCUCGUGUUGGUGAUGGUCCCAACCAGCUGAUCGAUGGUGACCAGCUCCAGACCACUAUCGCGUUCGAUGGCAAAAACGGCAAGAACCUGUCCCACCUUCAGAACAAGAUCACUCAGGACAAGAACUCCAAGCAGCUUAUGCAGGCCUAUCGCGAUAUCCAGGGCUUGACGGACAGCAUCAACGCUGGUACCCAGGUGGCAAAUGCUGCCAAGCACAUUUACAAGCUCGUCGAGGACAACAAGGCCCUCAAGGGCAAGUCUCAGGAAGCCAUCACCGCUGGGUGCAUCUUCAUUGCAUGCCGCCAAACGGGAGUGCCGCGUACGUUCCGCGAGAUUUACAGCCUGACCAAGGUUUCGAAGAAGGAGAUUGGCAGGGUUUUCAAGCAGUUGGAAUCCUUCCUCCAGAAGAUCGGAGGCGAGGAGCAUGCAAUCACGACCAGCAUCCCCACCUUCAACCAGCAAUACCAGGGCAAGGGAUCUACUACAGCUACCGAGCUUUGCGCUCGUUACUGCAGCAACCUCAAUUUCCGCAACUCAGUUGCGGUCGAGGAUGUUGCCCGCCAGUUGGCCGACAAGACCAGCACUAUUUCGGAGCUGGCUGGCCGUUCUCCCCUUUCCGUCGCCGCUGCGUGUAUCUACAUGGCAUCCCACAUCAGGAACGAGUCACGUACGUCCAAGGAGAUUGCGACAGUGGCUGGUGUCAGUGACGGAACCGUCAAAACAGCUUAUCGUCUCCUCUAUAACAAGAAGGACAAGCUGCUUGAGGAGAUCUUCCCUGAGGGAGUGCCAAACCUCGACAAGCUUCCUGCGAACUAGGGGCCUCGGGUGCGCGGGUAGUUUGGAUAGAGCGUUGGCUCUUGGUGGGCGGCUCCGCUUCUUGAUUUCCACGGGACAGAAUCGCGGCGUGACAGCAUUGCGUUUUCUUAAGCUUGACAGGGUGGUCAGCCUCACUGAGAUGACAAGGUUAUCCUACUGAGAACGUGGUGGCUUUUAAACUUUGGUUUACGGGCAAAAGACGAUCCACAGGCACGUCCGGAUUUUCGAGAAGCUUGGAAGCAUAUUGGUGGUCGGAAGAGAAGCAGGUUAUCAUAUGCCCAGAAUAGGGCUGGUGGCUGCGGAGGCUGGUUGCAGCGCGGCAGGACAAAGGGGCCUGGCACACUAUGAGCAUAAAAUGGGAAACGAGGUUAGAUCGAUCAGCUUCUACUUACCCAGGCAUAUCGGAAGGGCAUUUUCGGGUUUGAAAGUUGAUCUUUCCUCGAGGCAUUCAGGGGAAUUCUUUCGUUAUUUGCUAUUUGACUUGGCACCGACAGGGACUUGGGGAAUCAAGAUAGUUAAUACAAGAUAUCAAUACUCCCCAUAUGGAAAACAUGAAGUCUAGAAGAGACAGGUUUGUC